UACAAAAAUCCAAAAAUAAGAGGCCGGAAACGAAUUCAAAACCAAAACAAUAUCAUAACAAAGUUUUAAAAAAUAAUGCGCUAAUUUUAAAUAUCUUUUAAUAUAGCUGUAAAUUUGAGUUAUGGCUUUCAAUUCUCAAAUGCACGAGCGUAAUAUCUACAAAAAUCGUCCUGACUUUGCUCGUAUUGCUUUGAACUACCCCGAAUUUCGUAAAUAUGCAUUAUCUGAUGCAAAAGGUAAAGUUCGUGUUGACUUUACCGAUCCAGAUGCUUUGAGAAUUUUAACAAAAAUAUUGUUAAAAAAAGAUUUCAACCUUACGGUGGAGAUACCAAAAGGUUUUCUCAUACCCACUGUUCCGCAAAGAUUAAAUUACAUUUUGUGGAUGGAAGAUUUGCUGUCAAUUCUGAAAAAUAAAAAUAAAAUGUUUCAUGGAAUUGAUAUUGGAUGUGGACCUUGUGCUAUAUUUUCAAUCCUUGGUGCCAAAAAGAACGGAUGGAUGUUUACAGCUACAGAAACUUCUGGAGAAUCUUUGCAGUGGGCUCUUAAUAACAUCAAAGCUAAUGAUUUGGGUUCUUUGAUUAAAGUUAUGAAAGUUGAUUCAAAUAGUGCUUUAAGAGAAGUAUUGUCCUCAAAUGAAGAUUAUGAUUUUUGCCUCUGCAAUCCACCCUUCUUUGAAAACAUGGAAGAUAUUAGGAAGAAACCCCCUAGAGUGAAAGAAAGUAUAACAACAAUUGUCAAGAAAGAAGAAAUUUUUGCUGAAGGUGGAGAAGUAGCUUUUGUGAAAAGAAUUAUUGAAGAAAGUUUAAUAUUCAAAAACAGAAUAAAAUUAUAUACAUCGAUGUUUGGAAAGAAAAAAAGUUUUGUUGAAAUUUUCAAAGUACUUCAGGGUAUUAAAGACAUUGCAGUUACCAAAAGUCAGUUCUGUCAAGGCAACACUAUUAGGUGGGGUAUUGCAUGGACUUUCGAGAAAUCUGUUAACUUUGGAACCAUUGAAAAGCCCAAACCAAAGAAAACUAAAAAAGUUAAGCCACCCCUUGUUCAUCCUAUUCCUAAAGAUAUUAAAUGCCCUAAUUAUAAUGUGCAGGAGUUGUCAAAAAUCAUUUGGAACACAUUGAAAGAUUUAAAGAUUCUAAUUAAAGUUGUUCGAGUACAUGAACAUUACACUGAAAGUCAAAUUACUACUGAUAAUAACACAUGGUCACAUCAACGAAGAAAAAGGAGAGAAAUGAAGCACAACGUGGAAAACACUGGUGACAUUAAUUUAUCACCAAAUAAAAUCUCUGAGUGUGAGCUAAUAACUGCCAAUACUGAGUCUAAAUCUCCCAAAUCAGCUGAUAUAACUUCAACCAGUUCUGUAUCGAUGACUGGUGCACAAGUUGGUGAAACUGCUAGUUUUUAUGCCUCAAAAGGCAAAUCUUUAGCUACUAAAAUUGAAAGUGAAAAUUUAAAACCGCCUGCAUCUGAAGAAAGUCAUAUGAGCUUUGAUAAUUCUUUCAAAAAACGUAAAUUGGUUGAAGAUAACUCUUCAAGUUGUAAAAAGCCACGAAUAGAUUCUGAACAAUCAGAGCAGAAUGAAAUGAGGCAUGAACCCGUUAGUCAGUGUUCUAAAGAUAUUUCAGCUGAUAACUCUGAUUCCAAUCAACAGAAGCAAGAACUGAUUGAAAUUAAUACUGAUUCUAAAUCUGUCAAAUCAGCUGACAUAAGUACAACACCUUCCAUUGUCAUAACUGAUGCUUCUGGUGAAACUGAUAGUUUUCUGGCUUCAAAGAACAUAUCUUUAUUUGCCAAAAAAGAAAAAGAAGAUUUAAAAAGGGCUGCACCUGAAGAAGGAUGCAUAAGCUCAGGUCACACUUUCAAGAAACGUAGACUGGUUGAAGAUAAUUCUUCAGUGUGUAAAAAGCCACGAAUAAGUUUAGAGCAGUCAGAACAAAUCGAGCCAACCUCGGAACUCAUUAAUCAGUGUUCUAAAGAUAGUUCAGUUGAUGAUUCAAACCAACAGAGUUCCACUUCAAGCCAUCUUCUAAAGAAGCCCAAAGAAGAAUGGAUGGAUAUUGUUCGUGAUUCUGAAUCAACUAUACAUAGUGAGGACUUUAAAGAAUCUGAAAGGGUUCAAAAUAAAGCGACAAAUCUUAUUAAAGCUGAAGAUAUAAGUGAUGUGAACUUUGAACCUAAAUCUUUAUUGUUUUGUACAUUAAAAAUAAGGCGAGCCAAAGAUUUUGUGUUAAUUGAAAUGAAUUGCCCUGAUGAAGCAAAUCGUGAAUCUAUGUACCAAAUACUUCAGCACCUUAAAAAUAAAUUACAUUAGCUGUG
Parasteatoda tepidariorum (common house spider) is the source of this 2310-nucleotide messenger RNA. Its product is annotated as RNA N(6)-adenosine-methyltransferase mettl16. Gene Ontology annotation, molecular function: 23S rRNA (adenine(1618)-N(6))-methyltransferase activity. The record is from RefSeq and is a predicted model, not a curated record. Gene Ontology annotation, cellular component: nucleus. Lineage: Eukaryota; Metazoa; Arthropoda; Arachnida; Araneae; Theridiidae. Gene Ontology annotation, biological process: rRNA base methylation.